GACUCGUCCCCAAGCCUCAUCUUGAAUCCACUCGACAUCUCCGCGACUGCAGUUCACAUCGGAACCAUUGAGAUCAUCUGGCUUAAUACAUUGACUUGAUCACAGAUCAUCAUGAGCGGCCUCGACGUGGAGGCGCUUCUCGACGCCACAGCAAAGUCACCAGAACAAAAGAACCCCAACAACACCACGGGCGAUCUCAUCAGAGACGCGCCCGAUCGACGCGACCGCGACCACGACAGAGACCGCCUUCGUCACCGCGACGGAAGCCGGACCCGCGAGAGGGAUCCUCGCCGUCGGGAUCGCCUGAGCCCGCACCGCAGCCGUCGCGGUACCCCUGACGUUGGCACGCCGCGAAGUGAUACAGGCAGCCACAAGAGUAGGCGCAGAAGUCGCAGCCGUGACGACGAUCGCCAUCGCUCACGACGGAGUAGAGACGGUGAUUACUAUCGUAGUGGCCGAGACCGUGAUCGCUCGCGGUCCCGCUCGCCCCAUGGCCGUUACAGACCCCGCGACGACCGUGACCGAAGAGACAGACGUGACAGAGGCUCUGAUCGCAACGAGAACGGCCGAGCGCGCGACGCUGAGAAGCGUGAGCCUAGGGAGGAUGAUCCCGUACAGCCCACAGAAGACGAGCGUGAUCGGAGGACCGUCUUCGUCCAGCAGCUGGCCGCUCGCUUGCGUACCCGCGAGCUGAAGGAGUUUUUCGAAAAGGUUGGCCCUGUCAACGAGGCGCAGAUCGUCAAGGAUCGGAUCAGUCAGCGAUCAAAAGGUGUGGGUUAUGUUGAGUUCAAGAACGAAGAAUCUGUCGCACAGGCUCUGCAGCUCACCGGUCAGAAGCUUCUAGGAAUCCCUGUCAUCGUUCAGGUUACCGAAGCAGAGAAGAACCGCCAGGCCCGCAACACGGAGAGCGGAGGGCAUCCGAACUCGAUCCCAUUCCAUCGGCUUUAUGUGGGCAACAUUCACUUUAAUGUCACCGAGCAGGACCUACAAGCAGUCUUUGAGCCUUUUGGUGAGCUUGAAUUCGUCCAGCUCCAGAAGGACGAGACAGGCCGAAGCCGUGGGUAUGGUUUUGUACAGUUCCGUGACGCCGUUCAGGCCCGGGAGGCACUCGAGAAGAUGAACGGCUUUGAUCUGGCUGGACGUCCUAUCCGCGUUGGUCUUGGAAAUGAUAAGUUCACCCCUGAAAGUACUGCCAACCUCUUGCAGAAGUUCUCUGGCCGCGAUCAGAGCGGUGGUGGCGGCGGCGGCGGCAACGGAAACUACCAGGGCUCGGCCUUUUCAGGCUCUGGCGGUCGUGGGGGCCAAAGUGCUGCCUUCGACCGUGCAGGUGGGCGCGAAAACGAGAAGACCGGCGGCGCAAGCGCCUUGGACGAUACAGAUGUCGCCGGUGUUAACUUUAGCAACUACAGCCGAGACGCGCUGAUGCGUAAGCUUGCCAGGACUGACGAGGCUGGCAGCAAGGGCAACGAUGAGCGCCAGACUGUGAAGCCAAAGGUCGAGACGAAGCAGUUGCCCGUCAACGUCAACACGGCGAGCCGUUGUGUUGUACUUCACAACAUGUUUGACCCCAAUGAGGAAGAGGGCGACAGCUGGGUCAAGGAGCUGGAAGAUGAAGUGCGCGACGAGGCCGAGAAUCGGUACGGUCAUGUUGUGCACAUUUCGGUCGACCCCAACUCUCGGGGAGACAUCUACCUCAAGUUCGACAAGGUCCAGGGCGGUGAAAAUGCCAUCAAAGGUCUCAACGGCAGAUACUUUGGCGGGCGUAUGAUCGACGCUUCCCCUGUUGUGGAUGCUGUCUACAGCAGUCUGUUCUCUCGUUCUCGAGCAUUUUGAGCUAAUGUUGCUGGCCGAUCACCGUCAGAUCGUAGGACUCUUGCUCAAGACUUUCGACCUCCCCAUUCGACAAGACAGUCACCGGGACGCACCCACUAUUUGCAAAGCACCGCCUCGAACUUGCAAGCAGAAGGUAUCCAGAUGUUCGCUCACAGCUGCACUCGCGCCAGAAAGGGGGCCCAUGUUUAUCGGAGGAAUCAACUCACAGGUUACGCCCGUACUGCUACUGUCGCCUACUACUGAUACGCACACAUUAGGAUGCUUCACGACUUGCCGAUGGGGCAAAUGCUUAUACGUCAAUAGUUGUUUCCGCCCGAGAGUGGCGCUCCUGUUCUAGUAAUACUCCAAUUAGUCAAACUUCUCUCCAA
Molecule: messenger RNA, 2201 nt
Organism: Emericellopsis atlantica
Lineage: Eukaryota; Fungi; Ascomycota; Sordariomycetes; Hypocreales; Bionectriaceae
Exons: 5
Coding region: 112-1833 (573 amino acids)
Biological process (GO): mRNA processing
Cellular component (GO): nucleus
Molecular function (GO): RNA binding
Source: RefSeq, a predicted model, not a curated record